This is a messenger RNA of Opisthorchis viverrini, 669 nucleotides long. RefSeq lists its product as hypothetical. Lineage: Eukaryota; Metazoa; Platyhelminthes; Trematoda; Opisthorchiida; Opisthorchiidae. The record is from RefSeq and is a predicted model, not a curated record. The transcript has 4 exons. The annotation marks the transcript as partial.
UUUUCAAACAAAGCCAGCACCACUGCUCUACGUGCAACCGCGAGACGAAGUCAUUUUUGUAUGUCCCUAUGAAUCAUUGUACAUACUGUGGACCUACGAAAGGAAUGUGUUGGAUACCUGCUCAAUGUGGCUUAACAACACAAUGAUCGUCGAUUUACUGUUCAAGUGCACCCAGCAAUUUACUCAUCGUAGCCAUUCCCGCCCAGACGUUGAAGAACAGCGCGGUCUACACAAAACCACAUUCCGAGUUUGCAACCACUCUUGUGAUCAGAACCAACAAACAAUCCAGUCAACAAGAUCAUUUGGGGGAUAUACACCUCAAAUCGCCAAACGUAGUCUGGUGAAGGAACGAAACCUUACGAUUUACCAUUCUCAUGCUAAGAAUCGUUCCCGCAGAAGUCUGGACAACGUUCACGUAGCCAAAUUCACUCUACUCAUAGACGAACUGUCCUGGGCAAACGGGAAUCCGAGAUUUGUUUACAACCGACCGGUUUUCUUUAUUGGCAAGUUCCUACAUGCGUUUUUUAGGCUCAAUCAGCAGUCUGCCUUUCGAAAAAUAUGCGGCUCGUCAUUGUCUACGGCCAAUAUUGUUUCGAUUCACCAUCAUUUAGCUGAUUCUUUGCUCGCCUCAGCACUUCCUUUUACAAAAGGCUACCAUACUUAUGCGUG